UUUAACAUCAUAAUUAUAAUAAAUAUAAUUGAAACAUAGACGAAGUGCAAAUACAAAAAUUUAUUUAUGCAAUCUAUUUCGUUUGGUUAUUUCUGAAAAAAAAAUAGUUUAGGGUGCAGAAAACGUAGUGAGGUGGUUAGUGUGACGUACGGACGCUGGGGGUAAGGCAGGGCCCAGGAGCCACAGUCUGGCCGGGACACUUGCCAGACCCACUCUUCACCUCACGCUACCAUGUUAUCCUCCUUCAACGGUGACAUUUAUCUUCGUCUGUGGACACACACACACGUUUCAGUGAGCUGAGGAGCAGUGUGUUAGUAAGUACCUUUGGUACCUUGUGCAAAACGAGCAGACAUGGAAAUGCAAGAUUUUGACUUCACUCGGGAAAGCCAGAAAAAUAUGGAUGAGAAGAUUGCAGUUGACGUGGAGGAAGAUUUCGAUGUUCGUCUACACUCUCAAGAUGAAAGUGAAGAGGAAUCGUCAGCAAUUUCUGCUGUUAGGAGCAAUUUUGUUAAAAAAAGGAAAAGUUGUUCCCAGUUAUUCAAAAGAAGUGGAAAAAUUGACUAUAGCUAUAAAGCUGAUAUGGCAAAAAUGACUUGUAAGCAUCCUAUGCCGCUCUCUCCAAUGGAAUGUCCUUCAGAUAACACAUUUUUGUCUUCGAGGAAAUCUUGCAAUAGAUUUCCUUUUCAGUAUUCAUCGGAUGCGUGUGGUUCACAGCAGCAUGACACCUUGGCUAUCUCGGCCAAUAUAGAGGAGAAACAUGCCAGUUCACACGCUCCCUUUUGUCACACCCCUAAGGAAACUUUCAAUUUGACUUCAGACGUUAAAUAUUCUGAAUCUUAUAUGUUAGGCCUUGGUAACUAUCAGCCAGAUGCUAACAUUACUCUUGAAAAACGUUCUAUUGAAAAAUAUUUUUGGCGGAAUCUUGACUGCCAAGAUAAUGACAACUCGCCCUUUAGCUUAAACGUACAUGCUGAUGGCAAAAUUGACGUCCAUGGUAGUGGUGAAGCAGACAUUCUUGCGUUGCCGAAGAGAGAGAAAGUUGAGCAGAAAUUGAAAGGCUGUCCUUCAAAUACAAGUAAAUUAUUGUAUGAUUAUCAAUGCCACACAAAGGAAGAUAGCUCUAAUGAGAGUGAAAUUUAUAGAAAUAACAAAUAUCAAGCAAAGGAAAUUACUUCGGACAUCUGUGACCUGAAGAAAAAUACAUGUACUCCAGUUUUGACUGUGGUGAAAUCUCCAUCAGAGGUGUCCUUCAUGAGUAAGAAAAGGAAAGAUGAUUACAUGAGUAAGCUUAGCAAGAAGACCAGACCUUCAAGUGAUGAAAGUCAUGAAGAAUGGCCAUUGUUGAACAGAUCCGAUUUAAAAUCUUUACCAAAUGGAAAAUAUUGUUGUGAAUUUGAUCAGCCAGAGGCGAUGCACUCUCCACAAAGUUCCUUGAAUUUUACAUACCCUAAACAAACUAGUGAGGGCAACUCAAAAGCAACCAAUUAUUCAUUUAGAACGGCUCAGAAUUUGCCAUCCAAAUUUAGUUACUUGCAUAAGCGGACUGAAUUGUUUAGUAGCACAAGCGGUCGUAACUUGCAAGGAAAUUGGAGGGAGGUGGGAAAACCAAAUGCAAAAUGCAGUUCCACCUUAGAUGCUGUCUAUCCAUUGUCAAAUUAUUUCUCUCCUCUAGAUAAUGAACCCCAUCAUGACAAAAAAUCUACUAGCAAAGAAAGUGCACACACAAGGCUCUGGAGGCAAGCAAAUGGUUCUCGGAGUGAAAGAAAACCAGCUGCAUUCACUCCCAUCAAAAAGUUCACUUUUUUGGAGUAUGAUGAAAAAGAACUCCAAACAACUCGAUAUAAGCCAGGUUUUAUAGACACGCACUGUCAUCUUGACUUCUUAUUCCAACGCACGAGUUACACGGGCUCUUACGCAAAUUUCCAGUCUCUUAGUCAAAGUACUGACCCAUUUCCUGUCUCCUAUGAAGGCUGUGUUGCCAUUUUCUGCAAACCCUGGACAUUUAAAAAGAUAAACUGGUGGGAGGAUAUCUUGUCUACGUCCAAUGUUUGGGCUGCUUUUGGUUGUCAUCCGCAUUUCUGUGAGAGCUUUGGCGACGAGGAAGAAGGCUACCUUAGACACGCACUUCAAAAUGAGAAGACAGUUGCUCUAGGAGAAAUUGGUCUAGAUUAUUCAUCAAAAAACAAUGAGAUUCGUGAACUACAACAGUAUGUAUUUCGUAAACAAUUGGAGAUCGCUAUGGAAUUUAAGAAGCCAGUUGUAAUCCAUUGUCGUGAUGCUCAUAAGGAUUGUAUUAAAAUUUUAAAGGAGGUUGUUCCCAGGGACUAUUUAAUUCACCGGCACUGUUUUACUGAAACCUGGAUAGAGGCUGAGGAGUGGCUGGAAUCCUUCAGUAGGGUGUAUUUUGGAUUCACAAAUUUAGUGACAUACGUUUCAAGUCGGCGAUCCUGGAAUAUUAGAGAAGUUGUGAGGCGCUUACCCCUUAACCGACUUCUCCUUGAAACUGAUGCUCCGUACUUCCGCCCAUUGUGUUACAGCAAUUCUGGGCAGUUGUCUCACCCAGGAAUGGCCAUUCAUGUGGCUGCUCAAGUGGCUAAACUUCGGAAGGAAGACAUUCAAGUUGUCCUCACCCAAGCUCGGACUAACACCAGGGAUAUGUAUGGCAUUUAGCAAUUGGUGUAAAGUCAUAUAUGGAUCGAUUUUGGUGGCACCAUGUUGCACAGAGGUGUGAUACUCUGGAUAUGGUUAGUAAUUCGGCUCUAGUAGCACAAAGUAAAUUAGGAAGUUCCUCCUCCUCCUCUGGGCUGGAACUGAAGGCGGCUAAGCGAAAGAAUUAAAUGAUGGAAGAAUUGCGCGUACUCUGCAGGGGAACAAUAAUUAAGGACGACCAGACUGACUUGUAUGCGAUGUGGCAACAUGCUAGAGAAUAAUUGUUAAAGCACUGGCAACACUUAAGUACGUAACUAUCCUGUCGGGCAACCCAAUAAAUUUACAAGAUAAGUUACUGUACUAUAUAUAAUAAAUUGAAAUAUCAAGAAGUCUUGGAUUUUAUUAAGGACUUUGUGACACAAAAUAAAUUAACUUUUUGAGAUGGUAAAAUGUGGGAAACGUGUAGGGAUGUCUGUACCCUGUACUCAAGCCAGUAUUAAUCUACUAUUUAGGAUAAAGGCAAGAGGUGUCCUACUGGAAUUUAGGAAAUUAACUGCAGAGUCAACAUUCCUUGUGCUCUGUGAAAGAAUAAUACACUAAGUACCUGAGCAGUUAAUCGUGGACUUUGAACGAAGGCUUAGGGGUUCGGAGUGUAUUAACACUGUGACGAGAACGGCUGUACAAGUCCCGAACUUACAACAUGGUUCUGGAUGUGAAAGAAAAUGCAUCCCAAUUUUUCAUCCUAAAUUCGUACAGCAAAGUGGAACUUGAUAAUGCCAAGACAAAACAAAGUACAGAUCAAGUGCCCAAGGGGAGGGGGGGGGAGUGAUCUGUCCGAACGAGUUACUUCUGUUAGUACAAAAUUAAUAUGGGUAAAUAAAAUAUAGCAAUGGUUCAGAAGAACUAUUAAGAGCAUGAAUUUGUGCAUAAAACAUUACUUAACUAAAACGUCAAUAAUAAACAGAUCACAAAUUACUACACCUGUAAUGUAAAUGUUCGGUCACAAAUAUGAAAAUUGUAAAAUAAAUUCUGAAAAAAGGCAAAUAAGUAUAAUAGCCAGUUAUAACAACUAAACACAACAUUUAAGCAAAGGUUGUUAGAAACGACUCCUGAGAGCAGCUCCUAGGACUGGCCUCGUCUUUUCCCCCAAUUUGAUGUUACGUGAAACUGUAUUGCAGCUAUACUGGGCAGGUGUACAUAAAUGUGAGAAGGAAGAGGCAGUUUCCUCUGCUAUGCAGGGGAAUUACGUAACAAGGGUAAUAAUGGAUCAGAAAGACAGGAGGACUUGACUUAUAAACGUCCAAAUUGAAAUGAAAAUUGUCUGCAAUUUUAUUAAUAAAUUUAUUAAACUGUACUUUAAAUAAAUUUCUUGCUAAUCAAAUAUAAUUAACUUGAUUUCCAUGCCAUGCUUACCUGUUCUAGUCUACAACAGAACAUCUGAUAUUGUAUUUUACAUAAAGGCACAGCAUUAACAGCAUAUAUUUAGCAAGAUAUUCCUCAUAUUUUAAUAUUUUGUGCUUGCAUUGUGUGUGUGUGUGUGAUGUAUGUAUGUGUGUAUGUAUGUAUGUAUAUAUGUAUAUAUAAAAUGACAAUUGAAAUAUUGCUAUUUUCAUGAAAUUUUCAUGCAUUCAAAUUCGAGUCGUUUCGGGCAUUCGGACGUGUGGCGUCGUUUCGGGAAUUCGGACGUGUGGCAUCGUUUCGGGCAUUUGGACGGAUGGCGUCGUUUCGGGCAUCUGCACGUGUGGCGUCGUUUUGCACUUUCAAAUUUAUGAUUUUGUCUGCAGCAGUUUGUAUACUCGAUCCCUAAUAAAAACAAUUCAUACAUCCAAGUGUAUUAAAUAGUUUCAUAAAUUCAAAUUUAUGGAAUAAUUCAUACAAUCAAAUUUAUGGAAUAGUUUUGAAAUUGAUAUACAGUAUUACAUCUAAGGUGUUCUAGUUCUAUAAUUCUAGUUCUAUGUAAUUAUAUUAAUUCUAGAUGGGAUACAAUAGUUUUUCUACCCCCCCUUUCCAUUCAUUUUUACCACCUGAGGAUAGAUAAAUUGGUGGUAAUAUAAUGUGCGGCGACUUCUUAUGAAUAGCUAUAUACACAGUAGUAUAAUUUUCUUCGAACAGUAGAUUCAGAAUACACACACUUUGGGGUGGGCUGUUUUCUCUGGCUGCACCCACCCAAAAGGCAAUACUCAAGUCACUUGCUACACACUUUGAGUUAUUUAUUUCACACAAAAUUUGACUUGUUACAAUAAAUCGUCAAACCUGAAAAGUUACUGUUUUUGUCAUGAAAACAAAUGUGAAUGUAACAGCCCUGAAUAAUUUUUGAAUGCCAUAUAAAUUAAUUUUAAGUUCAAAUACAAGGAAAAGACAACUGGUUUUUUAUAUCAUUGAAAACAGUCUUAGUGUUUUUACAUGCAUGUUCUUUUGAUUGCUGUUAUUGAAAGAAUUUGAUGAAAUAAAUGAAAUGUCAUAGUAUAUAUAUGUAUAAUAUAUAAAUUUCAGCAGAGUAUAGUGCUAUACAAUGAAACAAUCAUCCUACUACCUGAGUUAUGAUUACUAAACAAUAUAAGGGGACAUCAAUGUCAAAACUUGUCCAAAACAAAAUGAAGAUCCUGAAUAGAAGGCAAGACUAUUAUGAAUAAUGUAUCCAUGCAGUUUGUAAGUGAAAAUGUCAAAAUCCACUAAAAAGUUACUUUCAGCUUUAUCAUCAUUUUCAUUCAGAUAUUAUAAUGAAUUGUUAUACUGUAACAUUAGUUGCUUUCAUUGGUGUUACAAUCUUCAUAAACUAACAAGACUUACUUUGCAUGACUAAAAGUACUGCACACAAAAUUAACCUGACAUUUUAUGUCUGCAAUGUAAUACAAUCCAUUAUAUUUUUCUAAUACAUGUAUUUACAUUUGGCUUCUGGGUGUCAGUGAUAAGACAGCCUAAAAAAACAAAAUAAAAUUUUGUACCUCUCCAACUAUAGGCAGUUUAAUUGUGUAUGUGUGUAAGCAUUAUAGCUGGAGGGGAAGAAAAUGCAGCCAGCAUUUUGACGGAUGCUGACAUUGUUUAGCUUUGCCAUGCUUAAUAUGAUCUACUCUAAAAGCUACAAAAGUAUUUAUAUGAAAAUACUAUACAAUCUACCUAUACUCAAUUGAAAUGCAAACAUUUUAUAGGCACAAUGCCUCUGUUUCAAGCCAUAUAAAUUAAAUUUUACAAAUGCUCCAUUGGAAAGAAAUGAAAGUUAGGGAUUGUGAUAAGAGAUUGUCACUACACAAGAAUAGUAACAAUUCAUGUGACAAUUGUGAUCAUAUGAAAAUGGGUGAACCUGCCCCAUCCCAUUUAAAUAGAAAUAGGGUAAAAGUUGAUAGGUACAUAGAUUACAUGAGCAAAUUUUAUCUUAUAAUGAGCAGGACACAAACCAAGGUAUCAAGACAAAAAAAAGGCAGAGAAAUCCCCUCAACACCACAGUGCAAUGUGUAUAAUACUAUUGGCAAACCAUUAGAAACUUUAUAUUAAGCAAUGCAAAAUUAGAAAUCUAAUACAAAUUUGUUAUUAUCAAGGUUUCUAGUGAUGGAAAAACUGUGUACCAUUUUACAAUUUUAAUUAGAUAAAAUUUAUUGUGAUAUAACAUGAUUUUAUGUUUACUAGCAAAACUACAGCUUGGCAGUCUAUUCACUACUUUAGUGAUUGCGUGGAUAAACCGGGAAGUUAUCUUGGGUUGGCAUACCAAGUCAUCCACAUACCCACACUGAGAGAAACCAUUGGUGUGCAGUGAACACCUCACAAAUGGAGUUCAGUGCUAAAUAAUAAUAAAAAAAAAAAAAUCUUGGACAAUCAUGCAAUAUUAGAGGGUGUAUUAUAAAAUUUAGGAAAGACAUUCUAGGGUAGCAAAAUUGCUUGCCAUAGUGAAUUUAAAAUUACAUACUCGGUAUAAAAAAACAAGGUGUGUACUGUGUUCAUCUAAACCAGCAGAUAAGGUCAACGUAUAAAUUAUUCAUCCAAAAAUUUUGUUUAAACUAUAAUAAAUGCAUAAAUAUGUCUUUUUGUUGACAACCAUGCAUGUUCCCAGCUAUAUGCCUUAAAUCCAGUAGGUCCUGCAUUCUCCCCUUGGUGUGUAUCUCUCAAAUUAUUUCAAGUUGUACCUCAAAAAUACAAAACC
Procambarus clarkii (red swamp crayfish) is the source of this 6784-nucleotide messenger RNA. RefSeq lists its product as uncharacterized. Gene Ontology annotation, molecular function: hydrolase activity, acting on ester bonds. The record is from RefSeq and is a predicted model, not a curated record. NCBI's taxonomy places the organism in Eukaryota, Metazoa, Arthropoda, Malacostraca, Decapoda, Cambaridae.